GCAUCCUUCCUGCGGACGGCGGUGGAUAUCUCCAGCUCCUGCACGGGAGUCUACACCGCGGAGACGGCAGCGGCGAUUCUAGAAAGGACUCUGAACUUGUCUGGGCUCCUGCCCUUUACAGUGCACCUUCGGAGCUUGCGCUGCUUUGAACUGGACAGCAGAUGUAGACAAGCGAUCGUGGACAACCACCGCUGGAUCAAUUCCUGGUCUGACAGGACAUGGGUCAUGCCCCAUGUGCACGGGGAUUUGCUGUUACAAGUGCCGGCGAAGGCCAGGACUUCCCAAGGCGGCUUGUUGCACAAGGCUGAGGUCGUCAAGACAGCAAAGGUUUACAAGAAACAGUGGUGCUUCACGCACCAGAGUUACUGCUCCACAGCGCGGCGCAGUGAUGUUGACUUCAGCGGCAUGCCUUGUCAAGAGAACUCGAAGGCAAACGUUCGCAGGAGGUUCCUUGACGGCCGCUUUGCAAACGUGUAUGCUGUGUGGGCCGAAGUCCACAAGCGGCAGUGCACUCCUCUCGUCAUUCUCGAAAACACACCAGACAUUCCUCUGGACCAAGUGAUCAAGCUUUUCGAGCCGGACUACCGCGCCUACCAGAUUUUCCUAAAACCUGGCGAUUUGGGCCACGUGGAGUGUGAGUACCUUUACGACCUCUACGCAGUGCUUGAGAAGAUCAAGCAAAAGAUUUCGAACAACGUUCGCACGACUCCUGGGGACUACUUGGUCUCCACACCCGCGGCGAAGCAUCUUGUGAACGCAGAGAUGGCUCGCAAGCGCAAGCUGCAGCACGACGCGGACACGACCUGUGCUUGGUACCUGCUGAACGAGCGCGAGCAGCUGCUGGUGGAACAGUUGGACAGGGACUACCUGGCGAGGUACCAGCGUCUUCCUGCAAGCGACCCAGACCUAGUUUAUUUUUUGGGUGACCGAUACGAGUUCUCUAGGACGUGGAGCGCUCCGAGCAACUCCUUGCCUACGUUCCGACGGAACACAGGGAAGUUUCUGCACAGGCAAAGUUUGACCUUCCUUUGCCCGCAAGACAAGCUCGCAGCACUGGGGUGGCCCAUGACACUGGGCACCGCAAACGAGAUGGGGACCACACCUUUUCCUGCCUUAGAUCCACAUCGAGCGGACGAGAUGGCAGGCAACAGCAUGCAUCUGACUUGCGCUGCUGUCGUCCUUAUGCUCGGCUUGGCUUGCUUCGGCAGACAGAAGCAGAGCGCACGCCGCGCCUCAGGUUUCACCUGCGCAGCACCGCUGCGGUGCUCGGAGCAUCCGUGA
This is a messenger RNA of Symbiodinium sp. CCMP2456, 1281 nucleotides long. The record is from the annotation of a GenBank genome assembly. Lineage: Eukaryota; Dinophyceae; Suessiales; Symbiodiniaceae.